AUGAAUAGCGAUCAAGUUACCCUGGUUGGUCAGGUAUUUGAGUCAUAUGUUUCAGAAUACCAUAAGAAUGAUAUUCUUCUAAUCCUGAAGGAAAGAGAUGAAGAUGCUCACUACCCAGUUGUGGUUAAUGCUAUGACCCUUUUUGAAACCAACAUGGAAAUUGGGGAAUAUUUCAAUGUGUUCCCCAAUGAAGUACUAACUAUUUUUGAUAGUGCCUUGAGGAGGUCAGCCUUGACAAUUCUCCAGUCCCUAUCUCAGCCUGAGGACGCCUCCAUGAAGCAGAAUCUUCAUGCCAGGAUAUCAGGUUUGCCUGUCUGUCCUGAGCUGAUGAGAGAGCACAUCCCUAAGACCAAGGAUGUGGGACACUUUUUAUCCGUCACAGGGACAGUGAUUCGAACAAGUCUGGUAAAAGUGCUGGAGUUUGAGCGGGAUUACAUGUGUAACAAAUGCAAACAUGUCUUUGUGGUCAAGGCUGACUUUGAGCAGUAUUACGCCUUCUGCAGGCCAUCUUCGUGCCCCAGCUUGGAGAGCUGUGACUCCUCAAAAUUUACUUGCCUCUCAGGCUUGUCUUCAUCUCCAGCCAGGUGCAGAGAUUAUCAGGAAAUCAAAAUUCAGGAACAGGUCCAAAGGCUAUCUGUUGGAAGUAUUCCACGAUCUAUGAAGGUUAUCCUGGAAGAUGACUUAGUAGACAGUUGCAAAUCUGGGGAUGACCUCACUAUUUAUGGAGUUGUAAUGCAACGGUGGAAGCCCUUUCAGCAAGAUGUGCGUUGUGAAGUGGAGAUAGUCCUGAAGGCCAAUUAUGUCCAAGUGAAUAAUGAGCAGUCCACAGGGAUCAUCAUGGAUGAGGAGGUCCGAAAGGAAUUUGAAGAUUUUUGGGAAAACUAUAAGAGCAAUCCCUUUGCAGGAAGGAAUGAAAUAUUGGCCAGCUUGUGCCCUCAAGUAUUUGGGAUGUAUCUAGUAAAGCUUGCUGUGGCAAUGGUGCUAGCUGGUGGGAUUCAAAGGACUGAUGCUACAGGAACACGUGUCAGAGGUGAAUCACAUCUUUUAUUGGUUGGGGAUCCUGGCACAGGGAAAUCUCAGUUCCUCAAAUAUGCAGCUAAGAUCACACCAAGAUCUGUGCUCACCACAGGUAUUGGAUCUACAAGUGCAGGUCUGACAGUAACUGCUGUGAAAGAUUCAGGAGAAUGGAAUUUGGAGGCUGGAGCAUUAGUACUUGCAGAUUCGGGUCUUUGCUGUAUCGAUGAGUUUAAUAGCCUCAAGGAGCAUGAUAGAACCAGUAUCCACGAAGCAAUGGAGCAGCAAACCAUAAGUGUUGCCAAGGCUGGCCUCGUGUGUAAGCUGAACACAAGGACCACCAUACUGGCAGCAACUAACCCCAAAGGCCAGUACGACCCUCACGAAUCUGUGUCUGUGAACAUCGCACUUGGUAGCCCACUUUUGAGCCGAUUUGAUCUGAUUCUGGUUUUGCUUGAUACCAAGAAUGAAGACUGGGAUCGUAUAAUUUCCUCCUUUAUCUUAGAAAAUAAAGGUUACCCAAGUAAAUCAGAGAAGCUGUGGAGCAUGGAAAAGAUGAAAACCUACUUCUGCCUCAUUAGGAAUCUACAGCCCACACUGUCUGACGCGGGUAAUCAAGUUCUUCUCCGGUACUACCAGAUGCAGCGACAGAGUGAUUCCCGGAAUGCAGCCCGGACAACCAUUCGCCUGUUGGAAAGCUUGAUACGAUUAGCAGAAGCUCAUGCUCGCCUGAUGUUUCGUGACACUGUGACUCUGGAAGACGCUAUUACAGUGGUGUCAGUAAUGGAGUCCUCAAUGCAGGGAGGUGCACUGCUAGGUGGUGUGAAUGCUCUCCAUACUUCCUUUCCUGAAAACCCUUUGGAGCAGUACCAGCGGCAGUGUGAACUUAUUCUGGAAAAGCUAGAGCUGCAGAGCCUCCUGAGUGAAGAGCUAAGAAGACUUGAAGGGUUACAGAAUCAGAAUGUGCACCAAUCCCAGCCAUGGCCAGUGGAGGCUGAGACUCCUCCGGGAUCCUUGAAAAAUGAUCCAGCAGAAGAAUCGAAAUUCAGAACUUCCACACAGCAGGAAAUAAAUGUUAACAUGCAUACCUCCUCUCCUGUAGACAGUCCUGGGGGAAGUCCACUUGUAGAUCCCCCAUCCCAUCUGCGGCCUAAUAGAUCAACAAGGAAAAAACAUUCAGCUCAGCCCCAAAAUAGCAAGAAUAAUGGUCUAGACUGGUUUGACUCCAUGGCAUCUCAUCAGAUGGAACCUCACAACACUGUUCAUGUGUCUCCCAGUCCCAGAACAAUUGAGAAAGAAAUGGCUUCAAAAAUCUCCAACAGUAAAUUACUCCAACAGGGUAAGGAAAAGAAUGGGCCCAGCCAAAGGAGCAAAUCAGAAACGGGACAGCUCCCAGCACCAGGAGGGACAGAUGCUCCAUUGAGGCCAGACAAGACUUUCCAUAAUGAGGGUAAAAGGGCAAAAAAGCCAACAAUGGCUUCUGAAGUAGCAGUACCUGCUGAUGAGCCAGACUCAGUACUGACUUACCACGUUUCUAAAAUACUGCACAAGCUACACAAGGAGAGAGCCCAGGAACUCUGCCAAAAUCCUGUGAGGGAGCCUUCACAGCCGUCAAGCCCAUGUCAUCCUUACUCCAGUCCUGUACACAGCCCAGAAAACACACUGGACACUCCCAAAAGAAAGAGACUGAAAUCCCAAGCUCAAGAAGAAGAACCUGAAAUAGAAGGUGUUGAGAGUCAAGGACCCCCUGUUGCCAAACUGGCCAAAUUUACUUUCAAACAAAAGUCAAAAUUGAUCCACUCCCCUGAAGACCACAGUCAUGUGUCUCUUGGCACAACUGAAAUAACAGUUUGUAGUCCUAAAAUGUUCCAAGCUAGAGCAAGAAGAGAAACAGCUCUGCCUGCGAAGGAUCCAGAAAAGUUGAGAUCGACCCCAGGAAACAGAAGCUCAGGUCCAUUGCAGAAUGCAACAAAGGAGGUGUCACGGCAGCCACCAAAAAAAGAUGUGUCAAGAGAGAAGAGGGAAUGUGCCCCUGAAAAGAGAGUUAUUCAGCCUGAACAGGGGAAGCAGACUGGACAUUCUCACCUUACUGGUGAGAGAGAGAAGAAGGAUAAAGGCAGCAAGGUCCAUGCUUGCACAUUAGCCAAACUGGCGAACUUCUCCUUCACUUCUCCCUCUGAAUCCAAAUCAGAAACCCCUCCUCCUCCUGAAAGUAAAAACUGGAUUGAGAGAGACCUAAACCCUCCUCCUACCACCACAGAUACAAUGCUCGGCAGUAAAAGAAAAACUUUUCAGUUAGAGGGAUCUACUGAAAAAUGGAUUACUUCCACAAGGUCUAUCUUUACAUUACCAGAACUAGAUGAUGAAGCAUUAGAUUUUGACUGGGAUGAAGAGAUAAGAAAAAAAACAUAA
Messenger RNA from Orycteropus afer afer, 3426 nucleotides. It is a transcript of the gene MCM9, whose product is annotated as minichromosome maintenance 9 homologous recombination repair factor. Gene Ontology annotation, molecular function: ATP hydrolysis activity; ATP binding; single-stranded DNA helicase activity. Lineage: Eukaryota; Metazoa; Chordata; Mammalia; Tubulidentata; Orycteropodidae. The transcript has 12 exons. Gene Ontology annotation, cellular component: MCM complex; nucleus. The record is from RefSeq and is a predicted model, not a curated record. The coding region runs from base 1 to 3426 and encodes 1141 amino acids. Gene Ontology annotation, biological process: double-strand break repair via homologous recombination.